AUCUUACACAACAUACAUACACUUGUUAUAAAACUCAUCUCUCUCUCCUCUUCACAUACUCUUGAGCCUUGUUUCUUUCUUGAACCUCCUUCUCGUUCAUCUUCUUCAGUUGUUAAGAUCUGUUGGAUUUUGUUCAGAUUUGAAUUUUGUGUGUUCAGAGAAUCAGAGAUGAGUUUGUGAUUGUGUAAAAACACUGGUUGAGCUUUGGACAAGGAAGCACUGGUUAGUGGAUUAUCAUCAAUUUGUAGAAUCAAUGGGGUCUGCAACUGAUGAUAUACAGAUUCAAAGCGAAAAUGCAAGAUCAAGAAUGACUUCUCCAGACACUUUGACUGCUGGCCUACAAUCUCCUGCUGAUACCCAGGAUAAGUGCCAAGUUGUUUCUAGUGAUGACUAUGCUAUAAAGGUCAGAAAGCAGUACACAAUAACAAAGCAGAGGGAAAGGUGGACAGAUGAAGAGCACCAUAAGUUUCUCGAGGCACUGAAAUUGUAUGGACGUGCUUGGAGGCGCAUUGAAGAACAUAUUGGCACAAAAACUGCAGUUCAAAUUAGAAGUCAUGCUCAGAAAUUCUUUUCUAAGGUGGUCCGUGAAUCAAGUAUAAAUGAGAAGAACACGGUGAAACCUAUUGAGAUUCCUCCUCCGCGUCCGAAAAAGAAGCCAAUGCAUCCUUAUCCCCGUAAAAUGGUCGGUAGAGUUGAACCUGGAGCUCAUCUCUCCGAUGAACUUGGAAGAUCUGCAUCUCCUAGUCAUUCAGUUUCCGGACGAGAAAAUCGGUCACCAGCUUCUGUUUUGUCUGCUGUGGGGUCGGAAGCAACAUGUGUAACAGACUCAAAUAUGCAAAAUUGCAUCUUCUCAGCAUCUUCUUCUGAUGCUGAUGACCAAACAAACAGUGUUUUCCCAUCUGACACUACUCCAUUACCAGAAGAGAACAGAUCGGAAAAUGGAUCCAACUCUCCUAUCCAGGCAAAUGAUAGUUCAAAUGAGGAUGAACAUGUUCCUACGAAGUUGGAACUCUUUGAAGCAGAUGGCAGUUUUGUAAAAGAAGAAUCUAACGAUGAAGUAUCCACACACAGUGUGAAGCUAUUCGGAAAGACUGUGACAGUUGCAGAAUCAUCACUUUCAAGCUCGAGAAAUAACUCAUGUGGCUCAUCUCAUCUUGAGUCAGCUGAUGAAAGACCGGUGCAAACAUCUCCAUGGAAUAUAUCGCAAGGAAUGAGUUAUGCCUCUCCUGAUGCUGCUGAGUAUACCUGGACAGGAGUACCUUGUAAAGCACCUGCAGUGUAUUACAUGCAAUAUGCGAUUAAUAAUUCAAUUAAUGUGGAUGACGAGUCAAGUGUUCCUGUUCCAUGUUGGACAUUCUAUGGGGGAGUGCCAUAUCCUUUUCUCCAGUUGCGUAAUUCUGUCCAAGAAAGAGUAUAUAUGCACUUUGAUGGGAGUAACGUCCAAGAUAAAGUGCUUCAAAAGCCUGGAUCCCUGACUGGAUCAAACUCGGGAUCGAUCAAUGUUGAGACGGAUGGUGAUAAAACUUGGGAGAUGGAGACACAAUGUAGUCAGUCCCUUUCCGAGAAAAAGGAUGCUGAGCAGAAGCUCACUUCCCCCUUAAAAGUAAGGGCUGAUGCAGGUUUCACCGAGCAAAAGAGUAUCCUGGCCAAGGCCAAUCAUGGAAAGGGAUUUGUGCCAUACAAGAGAUGCUUGGCAGAGAGGGACAAUGGUACAUCAAUAAGCGGUGAAGAGAGAGAAGAGCGGAGAACUCGGCUUUGCUUGUAGCGUGAAUUGGGCAUGCUGAUGACAUUAAUGUCAAUAACAUGCUAGCAGAAAUUUUUUGACAGGUUGAAGGUUAAAAGUGAGGAUGGGUGAAACCUAUCACUGAACAACAGUUUCGGCUUGUAAUUUUUGGAAGACAGGGAUUUGUGGGAGGAGCUGUGACAUGCUUGUAGCCUUAAAGGUUCCCUUCCGUCUUCCAGCUGUUCACAUAGCUCAGUUAUGUAAAGAUUUAAUGCUCUUAGCUCUAUGCUAUCAAUUAAUGUUAGAUUGAAAUACAGGUUGCUCAUGAAAGACCCCUUGACUUGAUUUAUAAGUUUUUACCCUUGAAAGAUAGGGGAAUGUUACAACAGAAAUUAAGUUUUUACCCUUGAAAGAUAGGGGAAUGUUACAACAGAACUGGUGUUCCGUCCUGUCUUUCAAUAGUUCAUGUAGCCUAGUACCUAAAGAUUCAAUGCUUAGUUUUGUAAGACAGGUCUUUAAUGCAAGACGCCUUUACUCUGA
This is a messenger RNA of Daucus carota subsp. sativus, 2263 nucleotides long. RefSeq names its product protein REVEILLE 1. Lineage: Eukaryota; Viridiplantae; Streptophyta; Magnoliopsida; Apiales; Apiaceae. The record is from RefSeq and is a predicted model, not a curated record. The transcript is spliced from 6 exons. Gene Ontology annotation, molecular function: DNA binding. Bases 254 to 1765 code for a protein of 503 amino acids.